This is a messenger RNA of Pipistrellus kuhlii (Kuhl's pipistrelle), 2725 nucleotides long. RefSeq names its product H2.0 like homeobox (gene HLX). Gene Ontology annotation, molecular function: DNA-binding transcription factor activity, RNA polymerase II-specific; sequence-specific DNA binding. The record is from RefSeq and is a predicted model, not a curated record. The transcript is spliced from 4 exons. Lineage: Eukaryota; Metazoa; Chordata; Mammalia; Chiroptera; Vespertilionidae. Gene Ontology annotation, biological process: regulation of DNA-templated transcription. The coding region runs from base 602 to 2149 and encodes 515 amino acids.
CCCAUUCCCUCCACGCCGCGCUCUGAUUGGCCCUUGGGCUGGCCAAUGAGCGCGCAGAUCGAGGUCCCUACCCUGAGUCGGACUGGAAAGCUUCUGCCAAAACUUUGGGAGUUUUUAGAGAGGAGUUUUUUUUUUUCUUCCCCCCUCUUAUUUUUUCUUUUUCUUUUCUUUUUUUUUUAAGCGAACGGAUUAUGAUUGUUGUUGUUUUAAAUUUAGCUCGUAGGGCUUAGCUCUUGGGGUUUUGCUUUCGGUGCCCGGGCCCUGUCUCUUCCCCAGCGCCCCUCGCCCGCCUCCAGCCCGCGGGGAGCGCGGGUCCCCGGCCGCCGCCUUCCGUGAGGUCAGGACCGACCGGGACCGGCUGAAUCUAACGGAUCUGACCCUCGCCUUCCCCCCCUCACCCUCCCUCGGUGGUGCCGGGGCUCCCUGGCUUCUCCUGGGAGCGCACCGAGAACCGAAAGCGAAUCGUCCUCCUCGGCCGGGCGGCUGCCUCCUCCUCCUGGACGAGGCGCGCCCCUCCCCGCGCACCCACCCAGCCACCCACCCAUCCAUCCAUCCUCCGGCCCAGCCAGGCCGCGGCGGCGGAGGCGGCCGCCCCGCCAGGAUGUUUGCCGCCGGGCUGGCUCCCUUCUACGCCUCCAACUUCAGCCUCUGGUCGGCCGCGUACUGUUCCUCGGCCGGCCCGGGCGGCGGCUGCGCCUUCCCUCUGGACCCCGCCGCCGCCGCCGCCGCCGCGGUCAAGAAGCCCUCCUUCUGCAUCGCGGACAUCCUGCACGUCGGGGAGCCCGGGGCGGCCCCGGAGGGCCUGGCCGGAGCCUCGGCUGCUGCCCUCACCGCGCACUUGAGCUCGGCGCACCACCCGCACGCCUCUUUCCAAGCCGCCGCCGCCGCCGCCAGGUCCCCGCUUCGCCCCACCCCGGUGGUGGCGCCCUCCGAAGUCCCCGCUGGCUUCCCGCAGCGACUGUCCCCGCUCUCGGCCGCCUACCACCACCACCACCACCACCCGCAGCAGCAGCAGCAGCAGCAGCAGCAACAACAACAACAACAACAACCGCUGCAGCAACAUCCUCCGCCUCCCCCUCCCCGGGCGGGCGCCUUGCAUCCCCCCGCCUCCUCCUCCUCCUCCUCCGGGGCGCGGGGGCUCCCCAACCCUCACCACCACAGCAGCGGCUCGGCCCCGGCCCCCUCUAGCAAGGACCUCAAAUUUGGGAUUGACCGCAUUUUGUCGGCAGAGUUUGACCCGAAAGUCAAAGAAGGCAACACGCUGAGAGAUCUCACGUCCCUGCUGACGGCCGGCCGGUCUGCCGGGCUGCAUCUCCCAGGCCUGCAGCCCUCCGCCGGCCAGCUCUUCGCGUCGCUAGACCCCAUGAACGAGGCGUCUGCCAUCCUCAGCCCCUUAAGCUCGAACCCCAGGAACUCAGUCCAGCAUCAGUUUCAAGACACGUUUCCAGGUCCCUAUGCCGUGCUCACUAAGGACACGAUGCCUCAGACCUACAAGCGGAAGCGCUCAUGGUCACGGGCGGUCUUCUCCAACCUGCAGAGGAAAGGCCUGGAGAAGAGGUUUGAGAUUCAGAAGUACGUGACCAAGCCCGACCGGAAGCAGCUGGCGGCAAUGCUGGGCCUCACAGAUGCUCAGGUGAAGGUGUGGUUCCAGAACCGGCGCAUGAAGUGGCGGCACUCCAAGGAGGCGCAGGCCCAGAAGGACAAGGACCAGGAGGCGGCGGACGAGGAGAAGCUGGCGGCGGGCGGAGCAGCCCCGGGGGCAGCGGCGGCGGACGGGGAGCCCGAGGAGGAGGAGGAGGAGCACAGCCCCAGCCGCUCAGAGGAGGGCGAGGCCGAGAGCGACAGCAGCGACUCGGAGUCCCUGGACAUGGCCCCCAGCGACACGGAGCGGACCGAGGGCGCCGCCGCCGAGCGCUCCCCGCACCAGACCACCGUCAUCAAGGCCCCGGGGGCCGGCGCGCUCCUGCCCGCCGUGGGGAGCGGGGGCAGCGGCAGCUUUAGCUUCGGCGGCACCGGCACGGCGAUCGCCGGGAGUCUGGGCAGCAGCGGAGGAGGCCUGGCCCCGGAGAUGCUCCCUGCGCCCCAGCCCAGCCUCAGCAGCGCCCCCAAAAGCCCGGAGCCCGCGCAGCCGCCUCUCGGGGGCCCGUAGACUGGACCAGGGUGCAGGGGACCCUGCCGUGCGCGGCUGGAUCUGGUGCGCCUACUCCAUGGUGCUGGCCGCCAGGACGGGGCCAGAGAAGCAUCAUCGGUGGAGGCCUGGCCCCAGAGCUGCUCCCUGCGCCCCAGCCCAGCCUCAGCAGCGCCCCCGAAAGCCCAGAGCCCGCCCAGCCGCCUCUCGGAGACCCCUAGACUGGACCAGGGCGCAGGGGACCUGGGCCGUGGCCUCCCAUCGCCGCUGGAUCUGGUGCGCCUCCUCCAUGGUGCUGGCCGCGCCUGGACAGGGCCGGAGACCCAUCAUCGGUGGAGCAUCCUUCGCCAGGGUCGCCUCCUGCCCUUGCCAGCCGCCUGGUGGCUCAGCCCACACAUUGCGCAGUUGCCUGGGGGCGUCUCAGUGCCCCCCACCCACCCCCGACGGACACUUCCCCCCCCUGGAUGGAUACAAGCAGCUCACACUGUGACGUGUGACUCCGCAGUGCCUUCCCGCGCUGGGGGGUCGCAAAGACAGCUGCACUGCACGGAAGGAAGCCACGAUCUUGUAAAUAAAAUGUUUACUACGGUUUGUAAA